Molecule: messenger RNA, 5262 nt
Organism: Tyto alba (common barn owl)
Lineage: Eukaryota; Metazoa; Chordata; Aves; Strigiformes; Tytonidae
Gene: IL31RA
Product: interleukin 31 receptor A
Exons: 16
Coding region: 139-2748 (869 amino acids)
Biological process (GO): cytokine-mediated signaling pathway
Cellular component (GO): external side of plasma membrane; signaling receptor complex
Molecular function (GO): cytokine binding; cytokine receptor activity
Source: RefSeq, a predicted model, not a curated record
AAAGCGUUGCUUGUGCCGAGCCUGGUAACUUCCUAUUUUGUUACAUCCCUUCGCUGUCGCGAGGAGGCAGGGGUCCCCGUGAGGCGAAACGCCCGUUCUGCUGCUGCGCACUUGCUACCCAUACUUACUGAAAAGGAAAUGUGCAACUGUCUGAUUUGGAUGUUCGUCCUGCUCUGCAGCUGUAUAGCAGAUGAAAAAUCUAUCAGAGAUGCUGACAUUUUUCCUUCAUCUCCUGAAAUUGAAAGAGGAUCCACCCUGAAACUAUUUUGUAUUCUUGGAAAACGCUACACACCUCACAGAAAUGCAAGCCACAUCAUCUGGAAAUUGAAUCAUGAAUUGAUUUCUCAGGAAAACUAUAACAUUGUGAAUGAGACUGUAUCUAGUAUAACCAUCCAUAACUUCACAUACAGCAAAGCUCAUGUGAAAUGUUUCACUAAGUACUUGGGCAAGGAACAACUUUUGGUUCACACUGAAGUUAAAUCUGGCUUUCCACCCGACACACCAGGAAAUAUUUCCUGUAUUUAUUACUUUGAUGCUGAACUUGCCUGCACCUGGACUUCAGGAAGAGAAACAAAUCUUACGACUAACUAUACUCUUUACAGAAAAGUGAUGACAGAAGGAAGGAUCAGUUCUCCAAAUACAGGGGAUUCCUGCCAAAGCAAAACGGAGUCAUGUUCAUUUUAUUAUCCAGAUGCUUCCUAUAGUGGUUCUUUUUGUUUUCAGGUGAAAGCUGAAAAUGUUUUGGGUGAAGCCUCAUCAGAUUGUGUUCCUAUGCCUAUGGGAAAAAUAGAGAAAUUUGAUCCUCCUGAAAUACUUUCAGUUCAAAAAAUCCCUGGUAUAAAGCAGUUGCUUACAGUAACCUGGAAAAUGCCUGAGAAGAUCAUCCCUUCACAAGAUUUAAUUUGCCAGGUUCAAUACAGAAACUUGUAUUCAAACUCUUCGGAAUUUGUCACUGUCUCACUGAAUUCUGCAGAGAAAACAGGAUCAUGUAAUCUCACAGGUCUGUGGGACUCCACAGAAUAUUCAGUUGCCAUUCGGUGUAUCAGUGUUGUGUCAAUAUUCUGGAGUGAAUGGAGUAGAGUGAAAACAGCAAGCACAGAAGAGAAAGCUCCUUCAGAAAAAGUCGAUUUGUGGAGGGUGAUUGAGUCUUCACACUCAGCUGGAAGUAGAUCUGUACAUCUUAUGUGGAAGCCAUUAAACAGCUUUCCGCCUUCUGGGAGAAUUCUAGGCUACAAAAUACAGUAUUUUCCAGAAAAGAAUGCUGCAUUUAAAAUGACAAACAUCUCUACCAAUAAGAAAAUUACUUUACUUUUAAAUGAAGAGGCAUACAUAAUAUCUAUUACUGCCUACAACUCUGCUGGAAAUUCUCCUGAAGCUAUUUUGAGGAUUCCAUCCACUGAUGAAAAAACCUCUCAGAUUAUUGAAACAGUGAGGACCUUUACAACAAAUGAAGAAGUGGUUGUAAAGUGGACCACCUCCGAACCAGCAGAAACUGAAUAUGUAAUUGAGUGGUAUGAGGACUUAGAAACAGAUCCUUUUAGUAGAUCAUGGCAAUACGUAUCAAAUUCUACAAACUGGAAAACUAACAAAAAAAACUUCAAGCCAUUUGUAUGCUAUAACAUCUCAGUAUAUCCUCUAUAUGGAAAUAAAGUAGCAGCUCCAUAUUCCAUACAAACUUAUGUUCAAGAAAAAAAGCCAUCAGAAGGACCUGUGGCUGACACAGGCAUUCCGGGGAAGAAUGAAGUUACAAUAAAAUGGAAGGAGAUUUCAAAGGAGAAAAGAAAUGGAUUUAUCAGUAACUAUACAAUAUUUUAUAGACCUGAAGACGGAAAAGAAUUGAGUGAAACAGUGAACUCUGAUGUUCUGCAAUACAGACUGACGUCCUUACAGGCUGAUACGCAGUAUACUGUCUAUAUAACGGCAAGCAAUGAAGCUGGUGGAACCAGUGGAGAGCCAAAAACUUUUAAGACGUUGAAAUUCAAUAAAGAAGAUGUGAUUUUCAUUGCUCUACCCAUUGGAUUAAGCAUGUUGUUUCUGUUAUGCCUUUGGAUAACAUGCAUUUUGAAAAAACAUGCGUUUAAAAAGGUUUGCUGGCCUGAUAUACCCAAUCCUGCGGAGAGCAUUGCAGUAGAAUGGCCUCUUGAUGCACCUAUGAAUAAUUCAUUUUUGAAGGCAGUGACAUCUGAGACUAAAACCAUUGACUUUGAAGAUGUAAGUGUUUUGGAACAUUGUUUUCCUGAAGGAAGUCAGGAAGGAUCACUACUAAUGAACUGUGAAAACCACGUUUCUGAAUGUACUGAUAUUAAUACAGAAAGCAUGAUUAAUGGAGGCAAAAAGAUACUGUAUAAUGAAGAAAAUGAAGUUGCUAAAUGCUUUUCACCAUCCAUGACUUACAUACUUACCGAUCAAGAUAUCAGAAGUCAAAUGCUUCCAGUUUUGAUGCCAGUGAAGGAAAUCCAACCCCUGGAAAUGUUGGAAGAUGAUUUAUGUGGAUCCCAACAGACUUCAACUAAAAAUGAAAAUAAUAAUGACGUUUUAAAGCUGCAAGAUUUCAGUGAAAAAACACUGUUCAAUCCAUACCUUAAAAAUUCUGUUAAAACAAGGGAGUUCCUUAUCUCCAAGAAUUUGGCAGAACACAGUAAGAAUGAACCCAAAAGCCAGUUAACUGUCUUACCUCCUCUUCAACAGAAGGUCUCAGGACAAUCCUACGUAACACUGGACAUGUUCGGGCUGGCCACAGCUCAUUAGCGUGAGAAAAGUUUCCUCUCUCAACUCCCCUUGUGAGAUCUGUCUUGGCACUGAUGCUCACAUGUAUUCAUAUGUACUAGCCUGGCUGAUCUCAGUUAAUUGGGAUGAAAACACCCCCUUCCUUUGAACAGCUGUGAAGUAAAUUUUUGCACUGUGUUCAUACCCAUCAGGGUUCACUUCCAGUGUGAGGUCAGGUUUUUUGUUUGUUUGUUUGUUUGUGUUGUUUGUUUGUGUUGUUUGUUUGUUUGUUUUUUAACAGAUAGAUGUACCAGUAGUGAGGCAAAGGGAUUAGCUUUUCUUACUUCUCCCAUAUCAAUCUCCUAAAACAAACUUGCCUUUACUGUGGGAGCAUCUGGCAGUGCAAGCAGCUCACCGAUUUCCCACUGGGCACCCAGUUCCCGUGGCUGAGCUCUGCUGGGGAAACGUGGUCUGGCUUGGACAGAGCCAGGGUCUGCCGAAUUCUUCCUUAAGUUACGUGGAGUAGAACCACUUUCCUGUUCUUAUUUCCCUCGAUUGUUUUGUAUCUGCUUUUAGGUAUAGUGUUCCUCCUGUUUCGCAAAUACUUGGUAGAUUUCAGUAAUUGUCUUUUUGCAUCCUGACGCUUGAAUCAGUGGUUUGGCUCAUAGUUUCUCCAUCUCUAAUAAGGUGGUAUUUGUUAUGUAUAUACUAUUGACUUACCUACAUUUUAGAAGAGAGAGGGUUAUGCUGGCUUUGUUGCUUCUUUCCCUUUCUCUUAUGUUUUUAAUCAUGCUCUCCAUUUUGUGCUGCUUUUCUUUCUCCUGUUUGUUUGCUGCUUUAUACAACUGUUUACUGCAGGAUAUCUUCUUAUCUUCUUGUCCUUUUGCCUCUAAUUUCUUCCAGUUUAAAACCAUGUUUCCCAUUUGAAGUUUUGAUAUUUUGAACUGAAAAAAAAAUUUAACUAAAUACAGCAUCUUGUGUUGGAAUAAGCACUGAGUUUCUAUUUAGGAAAUUAUUUUUGUGGGAGAUACUGUAAAAAACACUAAGUCUACAAAAUAUCCCCAGAUAUCCUUUGGUAACUGAUUUAGGAUUAGAGAUUCCUGUAUGAAGCUAUAACUUUUGUAAUUUGUUUUAUGAUUUUGCUAAGUCAUAAAAGUACUCGUAGUUUCCAUUUUAUACAGCAUCAGUUAAGCAGGAAACUCUCUAUCACACUAUUUUUUUUUUUUUUCAGCAGCAAAGAGGCUAUUAUGGUAAAAUUCUUACCAAAAUGUUUACUUUGUUAAAUGACAGGUUAAAAGAAAAGAGGUGGGGAGUCAACUCUAAGUAAAAUGUGUUGAAAGGGAGUGUUCAGUAUGGCACAUGUGUGGUGUAUGGCAAUUUUAAGACUUUAAACUAUUUUCAGAGUGUUUAAAGGCUUGAUGUCAUCAGUCUUGUUGACACAUAACUACAGACUUCUUUAAGGGUGAAAUAGAUAUAGGAGUUAUGGGGAUAGAAAAAGGAGAGACAAAUGUAAAUAGGAAUAGAAAGCCUUUCCUUUCUAUUGAGGAGGAGUAGUGGGAGAACAGAAAAUAUAUUGUCCAGCAUGAAUGAAAGGGCUGAGCCUGGAUGUGUUGGCUAUUAUUUGCGUUGUAUUGGGGAAGAUGAUAAAAUUUGCAUUUGGGCUUUUCAUCUAUAGUUUGGAAGCUGCUUUUACUUAUGGCAGUGUUUAUUUAGUUUCUAAGAAAGGAUGAGAAGACAAUUCCUGCAAACAUUCCUUGUACAGCAACACUGAUUUUCAGCCUGUCCCACUGAGUUUGCUGGAUCACUUUCCCAAUCACAGUGCUAUAAGCCAAAAUGUAUGUAUGUAUGUACGUAUGUUUGUUCUUAGAAGCCCUUGCUUACUCAGAUUAGUCAUGCUCUAAAAUGAGCAUGGGACACAGCUUUGGUUGGUUCAGUGCUCCUGCUGCUUCACUUGCUUCUGGACUUCUCACUCACAGCUAUGUUACGGUUCCCUAGGAUUCAGAAGUCACUGACUCAGACACAGCAGGUUUUUUUCACCUUAAAUCUCAGUAUUUGUUUUAAUACCGCAAGAUUUAAAGCAAAUCCAGAGAUAUUUUGGGGCCUGUCUAGGAAUUGUUUAGCAGCAAUAUGAAAGCUGCAUACUCUGAGUUGCAUGAUUGAGUCAGCUAGAAAAUAAAAACAGUGCAGUCUUUAAGGAGUCAUUAGAAAGGGGAGGUUCUUCCUGGGUGGUUUGGGUAGGAUGUCCCUGAAACAACUUGUUGCUUAUAGAGGGUAAGUAAUAACCUGCUUUGCUAUCCCAUUUUAUUUCAUUCUCUAUUGCUACUCAGCUUUUCUGUCCUCACUUCUGAAUUCCUUGUCCAUUAUUUUCUCUGAAAAGAGUAAUGCUAUAAGUGGGCUUGGUACAUCUCAGAAGUUAGGGCUGCCUUUUGCCUAUGCUUUGGAACAUCAGCUUCUUGGACUUGGUUUGUUUUACAUUCAGAGUUGUACUCUUUCUGACUUUUUACAAUUUGUCUUUCAAACUAAUGCUGUGAACUAUUAAAAAAAUAAAACUGAGAG